AUGAUCAGGGUGCGUCCGCCUUUUCCCUCCCCUUUCUAUCCUCUUCCCUAUUCCCCUCCCCUUAUCCCUCGGUCUUCUCCCUCCUUCCUCUUUCUCUUCCCCUGGCGUCCCCAGCCACCUCCCGCUUCCGGUCAGCGACAGCCCGCGGAAGGGUGUCCCGCCUCUUCCGCCUCAACUCGGAGGUGGCGGCGGCGGAGGUGGCGGCGACGGCGGCAGCGGUAGCGGCGGCGGCGGUGUCUGCGCGUCUCUUGUCAGGGUCAGCAGGCGGGUCCCCUCGGCGAUCCACCUGCUCGUCGCAGAGCCGCGCCGUGGGGGUCGAUGGCGAUGAACUAUAACGCGAAGGAUGAAGUGGACGGUGGGCCCCCGGGUGCUCCCGGGGGCACCACUAAGAACCGGAGACCGGAUAAUACGGCCUUCAAACAACAACGGCUGCCCGCUUGGCAACCCAUCCUCACAGCGGGCACGGUGCUACCUACGUUCUUCAUCAUCGGCCUCAUCUUCAUUCCCAUUGGCAUCGGCAUUUUCGUCACCUCCAACAACAUCCGCGAGAUCGAGAUUGAUUAUACCGGAACGGAGCCUUCCAGUCCCUGUAAUAAAUGUUUGUCUCCAGAUAUAACACCAUGUAUUUGUACCAUUAACUUCACGCUGGAGCAGUCAUUCGAGGGCAAUGUGUUUAUGUACUAUGGACUGUCUAAUUUCUAUCAGAACCAUCGUCGUUAUGUGAAAUCUCGAGAUGAUAGUCAGCUAAAUGGAGAUCCUAGUGCUUUACUUAAUCCCAGUAAGGAAUGUGAACCUUAUCGAAGAAAUGAAGACAAACCAAUUGCUCCUUGUGGAGCUAUUGCCAACAGCAUGUUUAAUGAUACAUUAGAAUUGUUUCUCAUUGGCAAUGAUUCUGAUCCCAUGGCUAUUCCUUUGAAAAAGAAAGGUAUUGCUUGGUGGACCGAUAAAAACGUGAAGUUCAGAAAUCCUCCUGGAGAAGAAAGUCUAGAAGAACGAUUUAAAGGUACAACAAAGCCAGUAAACUGGCGUAAUCCAGUAUACGCACUGGAUUCUGAAGCAGAUAAUAAUGGGUUUAUAAAUGAGGAUUUUAUUGUUUGGAUGCGUACUGCAGCAUUACCUACUUUUCGUAAGUUAUAUCGUCUUAUAGAGCGGAAAGAUGAUUUACAUCCAACUUUACCAGCUGGACGAUACUAUUUGAAUAUCACAUACAAUUACCCUGUACAUUCUUUUGAUGGACGAAAACGGAUGAUCUUGAGCACUAUAUCAUGGAUGGGAGGAAAAAAUCCAUUUUUGGGGAUUGCUUACAUCACUAUUGGAUCCAUCUCCUUCCUUCUGGGAGUUGUACUGCUAGUAAUUAAUCAUAAAUAUAGAAACAGUAGUAAUACUGCUGACAUUACCAUUUAAUUUUAUAUUCUGAAAACAAAUCUACUGCAUGUGCAUCAAGGCCAGUCCUAUUCAACCUAGCUUUCGAAUGCUAAUGUUCGGUUAGUAUGUCAUUUUUGAAGUUGGCACAUAACUUUUUUUAAAAAUAGUCUUGUCCUGUGCUUCUUCUCUGUGGAUGACUUAUGAAAAUAUAUGACGGGUAUAAAACAAAUUAGCUAUAUUGAUCAUAUCAACACUGUAACUGCUGAAAUGGCAUUCUAAUAUUUGCUUUUUAUUGGGACAGGCCAUAUGAUGCAUAGAGCCUCUUUCAUGUGAAAUGGGUCUACUGCUUAAAUGUUUAUGCUGUGUUGAUAAUAUUAUAUCGACAUAUGAUGCUGUAUAUGUGUGCCUAUUGUGUGAAGAGAGGGAUUGCAAAAUGUAUGAGUAUAAUGACUUGCUAUCAAGAAGGAUAAAGAAAGACCAAUCUAAAUAAAACACUUCAUCAUUUUCAUGUGUUGUGUGUAAAGGCUUAAAGUACCAUCUUUGUUGAGGUGGUUCAUGUAUUCAAUUUAUUCAGUAGAGUUCUUUGUCAAGCUUAGCUUUGAUUUCAAAAAACAUGUUUACUAUGUCUAGCAUAGGAAUUAAUGGUCAUGUCUAAAGAGUUCAGGUAGGUCCUAGGUAGGUCCCAGUAGGAGAAUUUAAAAUUCCUCUUUCCAUUUGGUUAAGUUGUUGUAGUCAGGAACUCCAACUCACUUGAAAUGUUUUUACAUGUGAUCAUUUCCCUUGAAGCUUAGACUUCAUAAGGGAAGAAAGAAUAUAGGUAAGAUGGGAAAACUGCUUAGCAGAGCUUCAUCUUCUGCCUCAAUUGUAAACCAGAUGUAAAUUCUCAGAGGAGGUUGUUUUCAUUCUUGUGGUAUUUAACAUUUAGAAAUUUGCUUCAGCAUUGGAAAUACCUCAAGCUAUUUUAAUUUUGCAGGUAUUUUUGACAAGUACUAAUAUUAUAUUCCAGAAAAUUUAAAAAUUAAAAAACAAACAGUAACCUAAAUUUUCUCCAUAUUUUAUUCAACUUUUACAUAUAGGUCCAAUAUGGAUGUGUAUGCACAUUCUUUUUAGUUAAGAUACUAGUUGCUUUGGUUGGUUUUCCUAAGAUGUACUUUAAAAAGAAGUUCUUUAAAUUUUCAUAAUUAAAUUCUGGGGAUUUUGGAGUAUGUGUAUGGUAAAUUAUAAUAUAUACGGUGGAAAUUAUUUUAUUUUCUACUAACUUGAAUUAUUUUGAUAUUCCUUAUUGAAUAAAUGCUGUAAUUUGUUUGCUAUGGAACUUGUUCUUGAAGCGAAUGUAAGCUUGUAUUUUCACAUGCAUGAAAAUGUGUGAUUUAGUCAGAGGUGACUUAAUUUUAUUGAAAUUCCUUUUCUUUACUCAAAUAACUCAUAUGUUUUUGUAGAAGAAUGCCUCUUUAUUCAGAAUUUGUAAUGGUUUUCUUCAGUUAUAUUUUAAAUUGAAAGGUCUAAGUAAUGUAUCAGUUUUAAUAUAUGCUUAAAAACAAUGUAAUGGUUAAUAGUAAAAAUGUGCCACACUUCUUAUGUUAUGUAUAAAAUAUGAAUUUCAGUUAAAAGAACUUGUAGUUCAUAAUGACUUUUAACUGAUAAGAAUAUUACUUGCAUGAGGUCCUUGAUGUAUGAUUAUCUAGAAAUUCCUGAGUAUGUAGGGUAUUCAUUGUCUAAAAAUAUUGUUGUCAGUCCUUCAGAAAAUUGUUAUUUAUUCUGAAAAUUGUUCUUGCACAUGGCAAUUUAUUUUAUGGAAUAUAUUAUCGGGGUGAGGGCGUUCUUCUGCCAGUCCUUCCAGAUUGAGUCUGUGCUGUUUAAGGAGGACUGCCAUCCUGCCUAUCUUUUUCUAAUUGGGUGACCAAGGCUGCUGCUAAAGAAAAAUUGAAGAGCCCUUCCAACAUUUUCUCAUCUGUGGUGAAGACAGAAUCUUAAAAUAUAUUUGGAGUUUUAUUUGUUUUACAAAUAUAUUGAUGGCCUAAGUUCCUCCCUGUUUCCUGCCAUUUGAGCUAUAAGGGAUUCCUGUUGUGUAAAUAUGAAUAAAAUGGAACAUUCAUAUGGCCUCUGUGAAGCAUGAGGGGGGAGGAAAACAUUUCUUUCUUACAAGCUUUAUGCUAAUCUUUUGGAAACAUUGAUGACAUAAAUUUAACUUUCAAAAAUUAAAUUGCAUUUUAAGAUAAUUAGCUUAAGUAGACAGCAUUGAAGAAUGCAUUAAUUUACAGAAAGUAUUUUGACAUAUGAAAAGUUUCCCAAUUGAAGAAAUUAUGCAAUAAGUAAAAGCUAAGAAAUUUCAUUGAAAUUAUAAGGUAGUUUAAAAAUAAACUUGUAAAAAUAACUCUGUACUACCUAAUAGAGGAAGACUCUUCCAAGAGGAGAGUCAAAUGGAAUAUUACUUACUGAUUAGUGACAGUGUUUAUUUGUAACUUUGAUUAUAUUAAAAGAUAAUUUUCUGUUCAUAUGUUCUGUAUUAAUAAAAAUGAACAAAAUUAAUUUUGCCAUGUUCAAGUUUCUUGCUAAAGUAACAGACUGCCAGAGUUGCUGCUAAUAUUUAGCACUAAAUUUUAAUCCAAGGUCAGUGAGUCCAAGUUUUGACAUUUCCAUGCCUAGAUUUCAUGAAAUAUCAUUCACUAUUAAAUUAAUGGCCAUAUUUAUACUUAUAAAUCACUCUCAUAACAUUAUCCACAAGAUUUUUUACUAAGAAACAUCUUUUCUUGCCAGGAAGUGGUCAUAUUGCCACAUGAGUUAUAGACAACCUAGCUAAGUUUGAUUAUCAGAUCAAGGGAAGUAUCUGUUAAGUAGAAAACGAAGAAUUGGUAGAGAAGCAACGAUGAUGAAAAUAAUGAAAUGGGGCACAUAGGAAAUGGAAAGCCUAACUAGGAAGGAGGAGCAGCUGAAAGGGUAGGGUUAAUGAAUGUUGUUCUGCCUACUACUUCCUUCUUCAUGGAAAUACUGCCUUAGAAUUAUUACAUGGUACUUCUUUGUUGUCUAAACUGUAAAGUUUUGUUCUUUGUGAAUAUGGCUAUUUUGAAGGGUGGAUGGAAGAUAAUAGGGAUGCUAUUAGUGCUGCUGUGGCAAGAAGAAUUUUGAUGCAUAAGUGUCUGUUGCAGAGUUUGGAUCAUCUAGUGAAGGGUUGUAGAACCCUUUUUAAAUCCAUGUCCCAUUCAAUAAACAGAAAAAUCACAUUUCCUUUAAUGUCAUUUGAAAUUUCAGAAUAAAUACUGUGUCUAAAAACAAAUCA
This is a messenger RNA of Trichechus manatus latirostris (Florida manatee), 4642 nucleotides long. RefSeq names its product transmembrane protein 30A (gene CDC50A). Gene Ontology annotation, cellular component: Golgi apparatus; plasma membrane; endoplasmic reticulum. The record is from RefSeq and is a predicted model, not a curated record. NCBI's taxonomy places the organism in Eukaryota, Metazoa, Chordata, Mammalia, Sirenia, Trichechidae.